CCUAAAUUCUUACUUUUCACUUUUGGUGAGGUAACGGAUUUAAACUGGUGUGUUACUGAAAUGAUUUAAGACAAUAAUAUUGAAGUGUAUCUUUCGGAAAACUUGGCGAUGGGCAGCCUUUUUGAAAUAUCGAUUUUGAUUUCAUUAUUUGCAAUAGUUAACGGAAAUGUCGUGAUUGAUGAGCUUAAAGAUAAACAGACGUCUGUUGACUCAGCUUUAAAAUUCAUGAAAAUUGGGUUGCAGGAAUUUAGUGAAGGUAUUGAACAGAUGGUGAUGAAGAGACUCGAGGGAGUCGAAACCAUUGUCGAUGAAAAAAUUAAACAAAUGAUAGGAAAUGCAACAAGGAGCAUUAUUGAAGAUCAGUCUACAGACCAAAAGAAAACCAGCGAAAAUCUACUUUCCACUUUUCAGACCGAACAGCGGCAAAAAAUUGAAUCUCCAACUAGGUACGUUGAUAAGAAAAUCAGUGACCAACUUUUCACAACUCAAAUCGAACAGCGUCUUUUUAGACAGGAACUGAUCUCCGUUACAGCCAGUUUGUUUGGGAAACUAGAAAGAAUCAGUGAUGUACUUUCAAAAACUCAGAACGAACAACAAAUCUUAAACCAGAAAAUAAUGUCUCUUUCAACCAAUUUUUCUGAGACAGUUGAUCAGAAAAUCAUUGAUCUUACUUCUACAGCUCAGACCGAACGACAACAACAAUUAAGACAAAAUAUUGAGUUUCUUGCAAUCAAUCUGACCAAGGCUAUUGAGGGGAAACUAAGUGAUGUACUUUGGACAACUCAAACCGAACAACCACUGUUAUGCCGGAAAAUUGAGUAUUUUACGACCAAUCUGACUGAAAAUAUUAAAGAGAAAAUCAUUGAAGUCCUUUCUACAACUCACACAGAACAGCAAGUCUUAAACAAGAAAAUCGAAUCUCUUCUAACUAAUUUUUCUGAGAACGUUGAUAAGAAAGUCAGUGAUAAACUUUCUUCUAUUCAGACCGAACAGCACAUUUUAAAACAGGAAGUGUUUUCUCUUACAGCAAAUCUGGUUGGGAAGAUCGAAGGUAUAAGAAACACGAGUAUGUAUGUGGCUGAGCAGCUUUCUUCGGGAAAAGCUCUAAAUAUGAUAAGAAAUGUGGAAAAUAUAAGCCAGUUUCUUCUAAAAGUACAUGUCAUAGCAGGAUCAGACUGUGCUGACAUUUUGGAAAAAUAUCCAAAAACAAGAUGGGAAAACGGCGUUUAUUAUAUUACAGCUUCGUCAUAUAAAACAAAGGCCGUGUUCUGUGAUAUGACCACUAACAACGGAGGAUGGACGGUGAUUCAGCGGAGAGUGAAUGGAUCAGUGGACUUUUACCGGAACUGGACGGAAUACAAGAAUGGAUUUGGAUUCGCUGACCACGAGUAUUGGAUCGGAAAUGACAUGCUACAUAAAUUGACAUCACUGAAGACCCAGGAACUGCGAGUUGAUAUGGAAAGAUUCAACGGAGAAAAGGCAUAUGCUGUCUACUCGCGGUUUUCUGUCGGGGAUGAGACCAGUAAAUAUAAAUUGGAGGUGCAGGGGUACAGUGGGAAUGCGGGGUGCGACUGCAACGCUUAAGGCCACAUCCAACAAACUGCGUCCCCACAGCGUGUUCACGGCGUUGUAAGAUUCAUGGAAUCGCCGUAGGAUCGCAAGGAAAAUUCAGAAAAAAAUGAAGUUUUAUUUGAAAAUUUUAUAAGUAGAGAUAUCACGGUGUCCUUACGGCUACCGAGGCAUUCUUAUGGAGCUCCAACGGCUUGUAACUGCGUUUCCAUGGAGUUCGACAUGGUGAUUAAAUGCGCUCUCGCUGAGUCUCCGCCGAGAACUCAUGACGUGCUCUGCGGGCUGACUGCGUGCACAAGACGUUCCUUACUUCUUGGUAGGUUAAUAUUACAUGUAAUUUGUACAAUUGUAUGGGGAACAAACAAGAAUAUACAACUAGUAAAUAAAUGAUUAAAAAUAGUUUUGAUUUAAUAGAAAGGCACAUUGUAAUUGAUACAUAACUACUUCUAAACAAUUUGUGAAGAACUAGGAUAAAACUCUUAGUAGUCAGGUCUAAAAAAAAAGAUUCGCUAUUAGUUGUUAGAAAACAUAGAAAAGAUUUGAAAACAUUAAAACCUAAUGGCAUGAGUUCCAUCCAGUACUUCCAUAGAUUGGUCUUGGAAAAUUAGCAAAUGCUACAUUUUACAUUGUCAUCUGCAUCCAGUUUGAUAAUUAUUACAUCGUUUGCUAUUGUACAACAGUCAUUGUUCGAGUUUUCGUGGUCUUGAUGACAACGCACUUGAAACGCCGUGGGAGUGCGGUAUAAACGCAGAAGAAACGUCACGAGAGCGCGAUGAACGUAGCAACAGCUCUUUGGGGUCGCUGUGUGAACGCAGUCAAAAGAGAAACAACGCUGUAGAUGCGCAAUGAGGGCACGAUAGAGACGCAGUGAGAUCCUGAAGGACUCCAUAAGGUCUCCUUGCAAGCGCAAUUGACCUAUCACUGCGUCUACACUGCGAUUAGCUGCGUUCCUUGGGCGCGAAGACUGAGCUCUUGCGUCGCUGUAAGAGAUCUUACAGCGCUGUCACGGUGACCUCACUACGCUUUUACGGCGUGUUUAUCAGAACGCCGAGCCACGGCGCGUACUUUGUGCAUGUUCAAAGUGCGCGCCGUCGCAUAGCGUUCUUAAAUGUUCAAGGCGAUCCCACCGCGACGGACGAAGAUGCCGUUGCGUUGUUUCGGCGCUAUAAGAGAGUCUACUGCGUUUACCUUGGCGUUUUAUAUUAUUUAAGGACGCAGCGGGAUCGCCGUGAGGGCGUAUCUCCAGUGUGACAGGGGUUUUAAUGAUCAUAUAAUUGUGUAUCAUAAGCAGUUGAGGGUGUCGAUAUUUGCUUGUUUUAAUUGCAACGCUGAAUGCGAUUUACAUCAUUAAGCAGCGUUGUAUCAUUAAUGGUUGUCACUAAGCUGAAACUUGUGUGAAUCAUCUUCAGGUAGGGUAGAUUCAAGUUUGUUCAAAUCAUGACACCCGGUGGUAGUGUGGGGCCAAAUUUUACACACACACACACACGCACGAACGCACGCACGCAAAUAUAUUUCAUUGAAUAUAUUGUUUAUUCUAGGAACCUGAUCACAUAUGUAUCUUUUUGGAGCUCUGCUUUGAAUUUGCAUUUUGCUCUAUGAUUUUUUAGCCGGGCUCUGCCGAAAGCAGAGUCCUGGCUAUAGGCAGGCAAAUCGCCAAUGUUACUAUAAAUAGCACAAAUAAACAAAAAACCGAACAGCGUCAAAGCAAAGCUUCCGCUAUACCAAAUAGUUACACAAAGAGCCACGUUUUGUCAAAAGUGUUUGCAUUUUGUUUCUUUUUUUUUAAAUUUCGAAUGAAUUGUCUAUCUUUUUUAGUUUUCUUAUUAAUAACGUGUUUUUAAAACAUUACUAUGCAUUUUGGACACAUACAAUGCACAUGAAUUUCCAUGAACUACUUUGCUGCGCGAUGAAGAAACGGGAAUUGAAUAUAUAAUGCUUGUUGCAAAAUUCAAGGCAGCAACUGUUAAACUUUUUAACUUCUACUAGACAGACAUAUUUUUUGUUUAUAGCCGCUUACAAAAUUUGGUCGCUCUCUGAUGCUUUGCCGACAUUAAAAGCAUGAGAGAGAGAGAGAGAGAGAGAGAGAGAGAGAGAGAGAGAUUUUCAGUCUUUACUACACAAUAUGCAUAAAGACACACCAAAAGAGCCCGGCUUUCAGUACUUCAGUACUUUGAUUAAGAUAGUAAGCGGUUUAUUCUUCUUAAAAAAAACUAUUCGGCCAGAAAAGCUAAAAUUCGUGUGGAAGCAUCCCCAGGUAAUGUAAACGCAAAUUUGUGCAAAGACAAGGGGGGGGGUCAAAUUUUUACAUAGUGCAUCUGUAAAAAUCUUUUCCUCAGAAACCAAUCAGCCAGGAAAGCUGUAAUUUGUGUGGAAUCAUUCUCAGGUAGGGAAGACGGAAGGUUGUUAAGUUUGGUCCCCAGUUGUAAGGUGUGGCCAUAAGGCAUUCAGAAGUUGGAGUUCUAUUUGCUUUUCGCUAUUCACUAUUCGAAAAGCGAAUAGAAU
Messenger RNA from Magallana angulata, 4071 nucleotides. Its product is annotated as angiopoietin-4-like. Bases 109 to 1584 code for a protein of 491 amino acids. The transcript is spliced from 4 exons. Lineage: Eukaryota; Metazoa; Mollusca; Bivalvia; Ostreida; Ostreidae. The record is from RefSeq and is a predicted model, not a curated record.